Messenger RNA from Porites evermanni, 3994 nucleotides. The record is from the annotation of a GenBank genome assembly. NCBI's taxonomy places the organism in Eukaryota, Metazoa, Cnidaria, Anthozoa, Scleractinia, Poritidae.
UUUUCUCAUUUUUAUCUGUUCAAUUUUUUUGUAGUCGAUGGUGAAGUAAUCAGCUCCAUUGGAAAAGGACUCUGUGUGUUGGUUGGAAUAUCUAAAUAUGACACCUCAAAAGAAAUUGAAUACAUGUGAGUCAAAAUGAAACAAUAUCACCUCUUGAGAGCAAGGGGAUGGUGCAGUGGUGAGAGCACUCACCUCCAACCAAUUAAGGCGUGGGUUCAAAUCAAGGCGUGAAUGCCAUAUGUGGGUUGAGUUUGUUGUAGAACUUCUCUACUUUGCUCCAAGAGGUUUUUGUCUGGCUACUCCAGUAUUUUCCUCUCCUCAAAAACUAAGGGUGAGUUCGAUUGAGCAUACUGUUGCAAAUUUCUUGUACCAUGAUUUUUGGACCGCCUAAAUACUACAUAUGUCGGAAUAUUUUAUUUCAAGCAGAUUUACAGACAUUGAAGUGUAUUAAAUGCCAAAACAAAUGAUUUCUGAAGUUUAUUCCAUUCAUUCUUAUUCUGGAAUAUUGUCAAUCGAACACUCCCUAACAUUCCCAAAUUCCAAUUCAACCUGGAAUGGUAGACAAAGAACCACCACUUGGAUGCCCUUCCCUUUAAAUUAUUAUUUGUUUAUUUAUUUAUUUAUUUUUUAUUAUGUAUUAUUGGAUGAAUGCUUAACCCAAAAAAAUCAACUAACUAAAAAAGCAAUACCCAGAAAUAAAUUGUCCUACUAUUUAUUACGGAGUCUGAAAAGCCUGGUUUGUCUUUUGAAGGGUGAGAAAAAUUCUAAACUUAAGGGUCUUUGAUGACAAUGGACAACGAUGGAAAAAGUCUGUGGUGGAUAAAAAUCUUGAAAUUUUGUGUGUGAGUCAGGUAUGAGCUACAUACAUUCCAUACUUUUUUAUUAUUAUUAUCACUUUUUAUUUUUAAAUUAUUGUUGUAAAGCACCAUGAACAACUAGUGGAUGUGUGCACUAUAUAGAAGUGUCUUGUUAUUAUUAUUAUUAUUACUAUUAACUACACCUGUAUGUCAAGUUGAAACUUGGGACACUUAGCAUUAGACACACGUACAACUAGCCAGUGAGACCAGCUGUCAUAGGGAGAAUUUCACUGUUAGUCAGGACUUUCCAGCCAUAAUGAUAACAGUCUAUUCCUAAAUAGCUUGAACAGCAGUGAUGGGUUUUAGUAAAAACUCUUGGGAAAUGCCUAUUGCAUUUUCAAAAUGACCAGUCCAUUUGGCCUUUUCUGAUUUUUGGUAAGCACCCUGAGAGAGAUUGUUUAGGUGUUAAGAAUAGCUUUGCCAUUACAGUCACCUGUCCCUGAGACAUAAACCACCGGGUUCAUUACUAAGGGCCUGUCUUACAGAGCUGUGUUACCUCGGGUGGGGGGAGGUACAGGGUGAAAGGGUAAGGGAUUGGAGAAGGAAACAUCUGAAAGGUAGUUCUGUUAGUUGCCGAAUGGAAAUUCUUGUUCCAUUUCUUCAAAGCCAUCUUUGAUACCAGUUUCAGGCUUUCACAGCCGUUUUUUGGUAAAUGGAACUGAUUUGUAUAAAUUUGUUCAAGUUUGUACAAACACGAUUCGGGACGACAUUUACCAGUCCUGAGUUUGCGUACCAUUUUCCCAAACCGUGUUCUGACCGGUUUGCCCAUGAAAUGAAGCCCGCGAGCAAACUCUCCAUUUUAUAAGGCGAGCGAAGCCAUACGCGAGAGAACGCGCGAGCGAACAGUAAAGCCUCUCGCGCUCGCGUCUCCUUUCGCGUGCUACUCUCGCGUGACUUCUCGCGACUCCCCUAAAUGGAGAGGAGCCUACUCGCAGGCUAAUGUUAAUAGAGACCUUUAGAUUUGAGGAAGAGAACGAGUACGAGUGCUAGAUUUGAUUUAAGGUUUUUCACGUAUUGUCAAAAAAUAGACACCCCGGAAUUCUUCAUUGUACUUUUUUCACCAGAAAAGUUAGCACUGUUAUCGUUAUUGAAGGAGGUUGAGACCUCUCCCGAUUGCAAAAUGCUGAAACUUCUAACAUUUGAUAACUUGUUUCCGCCACUACGACACUCUCGCUAAUACUCAUAGUAGAAUGACGACGGCUACCACGUUUUCCCGCCAAAAUAGGCUGAUUUAGCAAAAGAACGGGAACGUCAGUUGACGACGGAGCGCGCAAAUCAAACAACUGGCUUAAACAAUGACAGAGGGGCAAAUUGGGCUCCGGAGGUCGUGUUUAGUCUUCUCCGCGCGCUUUCCCGUCGUCAACUGACGUUCCCGUCUUAUCGCUAAAUCAGCUUAAUGAUGCUGGCUCACGCGCGAGCACUACCUUUUAUUGAGAAAAUCUCGUACUCGUAGUCGUUCUCGUCUUAGAAUCUAAAAGGUAUCUAAUGGUAAACAAUUGGAAAGUACCCCGGAUUUAGGCGUGAUCAUUUUGUUUCAUUAGUUCACUCUACAAGCGGUUCUCAAGGGAAAUAAACCAGAUUACCACUUAGCUAUGGGUGGAGAUCAGAGUGAGACAUUUUAUCAAGAUUUUCUGCAGCACAUGAGAUCAACAUACAGAGUUGAUGCGGUAAAAGGUAGAAAUUUCCAGAAGUCUUUUCCCUAUAGAUGCAGUCGAACCUUCGCUAACGGCCAACUCUAUACAACGGCCACUUUUUUUCGUCCCGGCAGACAAAAAUCCAUACAUUGACUCUAGUUUUAGCCUCUCCGCAACGGUCACCUCUUUACAACGGCCACUUUCUUCUGUUCCCAAGUUGGCCAUUGUAGAGAGGUUCAACUGUAAUCAUUUAAAGUAUCUUUUAGGGAUUCUUCCAUGAGCUUUCUAAGUAUUUCCAUCUUAAGCUUCCUAAGCGGAAGGGCACCAACUUUUUGAUUUUCCGACUGAAAUUUCCAGUUUGCCAAAAAUGAAUGUAAAUAGUUAGCGUGCGUACCGUUUUCUUUUAGCUAAGCGCCGCGGGAGAACUGGGAAAACGUGCGCAAGGGUGAGUAAAAAAGUAGAAGCAAGAACCACCUUCUUAAUCUACCCCACUUCAAUUUUUUAGCCCCUUUCUUGUGUGUCUCCUGGAAACGGAAAAAAACUGGUCAGUAAAUAGGAAGUUCACAAAUUCACUUGUGUCUUUCUUUGUGUCUGUGUCGCAAGUGAAAAUUAGGCUUAAAUCAUCCUAUAUUUCUAUAUAUUAAUAUGCAGUAACUUUACUUUUCUGUUCAGAUGGAAAAUUUGGAGCGUAUAUGCAAGUUCACAUUCAAAAUGACGGUCCAGUUACAAUAUCAUUGGAAACGCCUCCCUCGAAACCGGCCCCACAAAACAAGGUGAGUUCAUGCUAGUAUCACCGUCUAUUUCUGGGAAUGUGCACUUCCCUUUCACCUUGGUGUGUCAUCAUCCUCCUCAUCAUCAGGGAUAGGCUAACUUUCUAGAUCUCACCAGGAGACAUCUAAGUCUCCACCCAUAAUAGUAGAUGGGAUAUAGUUUCCCCUAAGGCAAGGUAGUAGUGCCACGUAGCGGUUAGCUGCGAGUAAGCUCUCCAUUUUGGAGUCCUCUUAAAAAAUCACGCGCGAGUGGUACGCGAAAGGAGGAGCUUUGCCGCUCGCUUGGUGUUCUCUCGCGAACGUUAGCUCAAGCUACAGAAAGGCUAUCCCUGGGUGCUAGAAGUUUAUAUUUUCUUCUCGUACACGUGCAGCGGAAUGUUUUGGGGAGUCGGCUUGAGGUCGACGUAUGUUCGGCCGAGGGCCGAACCAACGAGUCAAUAAGGAAUAAGGAAUACUUGGGAACUUGCUUUAACUUUUUCUGUGUGUGUGGAUAUCAUAUUAUAAAAAUAUGGCCAUGCAUUCUAAAUUUAACAGCUGUAGGCCUAAUUAUACGGGAAACCCGUUUGUCUUCACGCCGACGUUUUUCACUAAGUAUGUGCUUCGAAAAUAAUUAACAAUAAGUCAGCUGUGAGGUGAAGCUUCUCUUGAUCUUUUCUCUUGUUCUUAGGGGAAAAGAAACCCAGGCGAGGGUGAAGGCAGUUCAACCAGCGCUGCCGAUAAGGAAAAGGAGGAA